AUGAAGGGCCAUGGAUUGCGCUCGCGAACCCGCGACAUGUUUUCGCGCGGGUUUCGCAAGCAUGGUUACAUCCCCGUUUCGACGUACCUGCGUACGUACAAGCUCGGCGACCUGGUCGACAUUAAGGUCAACUCCGCCGUACAGAAGGGCAUGCCGUUCAAGUUCUACCAGGGAAAGACCGGUCGUGUCUGGAACGUCACCAAGCGCGCUCUUGGCGUGGAAGUCAACAAGCAGGUGAACACCCGCAUUGUGCGCAAGCGCCUUCACGUGCGCAUUGAGCACCUGACGCCCUCCCGCUGCAACGUGGACUUCAAGGCGCGGGUGAAGGCCAACGAGGAGCACAAGGCAGCCAACGCCGAGGCCCGCAAGGCCGCCGGCGGCGCCGCCAAGGAGAAGAAGUACAAGAAGCCUGCGCCCAUGACCCUCGAGUACCUGCAGGCUCUGGAGAAGCGCAACGCGCGCCCGAAAAAGUCGGACGAGGAGAAGGCGAAGCUGCAUGAAGAGGACAGGAAGAAGCGGGCGGUGAAGGCGCUGGAGCCGCCCGCUCCGGCGGUGGUGGGCGGCAAGAGGAAGCCCCUGGGUCCCCGGCCAGGGUUCCUUGUGCCCGGCACGACUAUGGAGACGGUGACGCCGAUUCCGUACGAUGUGCCGGAUCUUAGGAUGUCUACCUUUGAGGACGCUGAGAAGGAGAGCGAGUAUGGAUACAUCAAGAAGGUCUCGGGGCCUGUCGUGAUAGCAGAUAACAUGGGAGGAGCUGCUAUGUACGAGCUUGUCCGUGUCGGAAAUGAUAGGCUUAUUGGAGAGAUCAUUCGUCUCGAGGGCGACUCCGCAACGAUUCAAGUGUACGAGGAAACAUCUGGUCUGACUGUUCGAGAUCCGGUGCUUCGAACUCACAAGCCACUUUCGGUCGAGCUCGGCCCUGGUAUUCUCAGCAACAUUUUCGACGGUAUCCAGCGGCCGUUGAAAACCAUUGCCCUUAGAUCUGGCAAUGUGUACAUUCCGCGUGGUGUUGCCGUGCCGGCGCUUGACAAGGACAUCCUUUGGGAGUUCCAGCCCAGGGCUCUGAAUGUUGGAGAUAUCAUUGCGGGUGGUGACAUUUUUGGGACUGUCAUCGAAAACAGCCUAAUGACACAAAAGAUCUGUGCUCCUCCGAAAGCUAUGGGGAAGGUCACUUACGUCGCACCCCCUGGUCAAUACAGUUUGAAGGAUAAAGUCCUUGAACUUGAGUUCCAAGGGCAGACAAAGCAGUACACUAUGCUUCAGACAUGGCCCGUCCGUUCUCCACGUCCUGUGGCACGGAAACUUCCAGCAGACACUCCUCUCUUAACUGGCCAGCGAAUUUUGGACGCCCUGUUCCCCUCAGUGCUUGGUGGUACUUGUGCUAUCCCUGGUGCUUUCGGUUGUGGAAAGACUGUCAUUAGUCAGGCGCUUUCCAAGUUUUCGAACGCCGACGGUGUCAUUUACGUUGGUUGCGGAGAGCGUGGAAAUGAAAUGGCUGAGGUGCUGAUGGACUUCCCGAAGCUUACCAUGACACUUCCUGAUGGCCGUGAAGAGUCUGUGAUGAAGCGUACCACCCUUGUGGCUAACACAUCUAACAUGCCUGUGGCUGCUCGAGAGGCAUCCAUCUACACCGGUAUUACCCUUGCUGAGUAUUUCCGAGACAUGGGAUACAACAUGGCCAUGAUGGCUGACUCCACGUCUCGAUGGGCUGAAGCUCUUCGUGAAAUUUCUGGGCGUCUUGCUGAAAUGCCUGCUGACAGUGGUUACCCCGCCUACCUGGCUGCCAGGCUGGCAUCUUUCUAUGAGCGUGCUGGCAAGGUUCAGUGCCUUGGCAGCCCUGAUCGCACAGGAAGUGUCACCAUUGUCGGUGCCGUGUCUCCUCCUGGUGGUGAUUUCUCGGAUCCUGUCACAGCUGCUACUCUCGGUAUCGUCCAGGUGUUCUGGGGUCUGGAUAAGAAGCUCGCUCAAAGAAAGCAUUUCCCUGCUGUUAACUGGCUCAUUUCCUAUUCCAAGUACACCAAUGCGUUGGAGUCCUUCUAUGAUGUGGAAUCGCCAGAUUUCAUUUCCCUUCGUACCAAGGCCCGUGAGGUUCUUCAACGUGAGGAUGACCUGAAUGAGAUUGUGCAGCUUGUCGGAAAGGAUGCCCUUGCUGAAGGUGACAAGAUCAUUCUGGAGACAGCUCGUCUGCUGCGUGAAGACUACCUGGCUCAGAACGCCUUUUCCUCGCAUGACAAGUUCUGUCCUUUCUACAAGUCCGUAUGGAUGCUUCGCAACAUCAUCCUAUUCUAUCAGCUUGCAACCCAGGCUGUGGAGAGGGCAGCAGGUUCAGAGGGCCAGAAGAUUACUCUCAAUGUCAUCAAGCAGAGGCUUGGUGACCUCAUCUACAAGAUUGUGUCCCAGAAGUUUGAGGACCCUGCAGAUGGAAAGGCGGUGUUGGAGGCCAAGUAUCAGAAGCUGAGCGAAGAGCUCACAGCUGCUUUCCGCAGCCUGGAGGAUGAUUACAGAUUUGAACCUAGAGUAGCAAUCUUGCUUCGAGCUGCUCCACACGACAUGGGUGUGGAGACGGCGCGCGUGGUCCAUAGCGAGCUGCUGGAAGGGCUGCUGAGGGAGCUCAUCUGCGUGUACUGCACGGACCUCGUCGAUCCCACCGACGCUCUCCAGGCUGCAUGUGGACAUGUGUUCUGCUCGCCGUGUGUGCAUGAAGCCAUUGAGAAGAAAUGCGUGACGUGCCCCAUGGAUAAGUCGCCUGUGCAAGAUCAUCUCCGCCCUUUAAGGGAAGCAAAUCCUAUCGUCUUCCGCCAGCUUGGCAGCACGGAGGUCCGGUGUGUGAACUACACACAUGGGUGUAAUUGGAGGGGAGAGUUGCUAGACGUGAAGCAGCACUUGCUACAGUGCAAGACACAGCCCCGGCACUGCCAGUGUUGCACCACCUCUCGGGCCGAGCUAAUUCAGGCCAAGAAGCUGAUAGUGGGGUACGAGCACCUCGUGUCGGACCUUCAGGGGGAGAUUCAGGCGCUUACUGAGGAGGUGGGGGCGUUGAAGGGACAGGUGCAGGAGAAAGCGCGGAUGCUGCUUGCAGCAGGAGGGGCGGAUCUUGCAGGAGCCGUGAGAAGCCUCCAGGUGAAAUCUCAGUCUCAGAUGACUUUAGCCAGGCAGCCUUGGCAGGGGGGGUUUCUUGUGGGCAGCCUUCCUGGACACACGGACCGCGUGACCAAAAUUAUCGUCUGCCCGAGAGGCGAGAUUAUUUUCUCGGGCAGCCUGGACGGCACGAUCCGUCUGUGGCGGCGGAAUCAGAUCUCGGCUCAUUUGCUGGAUACGAUUGUGUGCUCCGGUGGAGGAGGGGGAUGGGACAGUGCUGCCAACAGUGGUGAGUAUUGGUCGGGUGAAUAUAGAUCGGGUGAGCAAGGGAGUGGAGGGAGAAGAGAUGCUGCUGCUGCAGUCUUUGAUAUAGUCCUAGACCCCGUUUCAGGCACCCUGGACCACACUGGUGGUGGCGGGGGUGGUGGCGACACCACCAACGCUUCCCCCUUCAGGCACGGGUAUGCCGAUGUGGUAACCGCACCCGACGGAACCAUCUACUUCACGGCCAAUCACGAGCCUCUGAGGGAGGGCAGCGGUGGCAUGGGCAGCAGGGGGAGCGGCGGGAGCAUGGGCAGCAGAGGAGGAGCGGAGCAGGGGCAGGAAUACCCUAUCUGUGUGUAUAGGGGUGGUGCUGUGGCUGCGUCUCUCAGGGGUCACAAGGCACAAGUAAUCUCUCUUGCUGUUGGCCCUCCUCUUCUGUUCUCCGGCGAGGAAAAUGGCAGCAGCAGUGGUGGUGGUGGUGGGAGUGGCAAGGCUGGUGGCACCGCUGGUGGUACUGUUGGUGGUGCUGCCGGUGGUGCAAGUCCCUACUUUGCCGCUGGACCCACGCUCUAUUCCCUCUCGCUCGACGGCGAGCGGCUUUUGGCAGCAUUUGAGGAUGGAAUGGUGUCGGGAGGAGAGGAGGUGUGUGCGUUGGCUUUGGGGAGGGAUGGGACUCUGUAUUGUGGUGAGAGGAGGGGGACAAUCAGGGUGUGGCAUGCUAGUGAAGACUAA
Messenger RNA from Closterium sp. Yama58-4, 4074 nucleotides. Lineage: Eukaryota; Viridiplantae; Streptophyta; Zygnematophyceae; Desmidiales; Closteriaceae. The record is from the annotation of a GenBank genome assembly.